Molecule: messenger RNA, 283 nt
Organism: Penicillium salamii
Lineage: Eukaryota; Fungi; Ascomycota; Eurotiomycetes; Eurotiales; Aspergillaceae
Source: the annotation of a GenBank genome assembly
GACCAAGCAGCCAAGGCCCAACUCGGGGGUGACGAAGCCAUGGAUGUCGACCCCAAGGCCCCUAAGAGCCUCAAGAAGGCCGCUCGUGUGCAAAAGCGAAACCAGAAGCCUCGCAACUCGAUUGUUUUCAAGAAGCGCCAAUCUUCCGGCAAGAGAGGAUCCAAGAAAUAAGGGAUUUCUCGGAUUGAAUCAAAAAGGCGUUUGGGGAGUUAGCUGUGGCACUAUCGAAUUACAUGAUGUAAACAUGACAAGUAACAGGUAUAUAUUCAAACAUGAAGCGUGA